AUAUGUGCAAACCUUUCGCGGAGAUCACACUGACUUUUACUUCUAUAAUAGUUUAUUUACCUGUUGAUAUCAUGCUAAGAUUAUCAGAUUUAACCUGAAAGGGUACGACGGGUAAUGAAAGAUCCUACGUAUGUGGCUGUCCCAAUGAAUCCUCACGAUAUCGCACAUAAAAACAAGAACCUUCCCAAAUCUUUACGGAAUUGGGAAGUGUUCCCAGGGAAGAACAAAUUCUGCUGUAAUGGCAGGCUUAUGAUGGCCAGACAGACUGGCAUAUUUUACUUCACAUGCACCUUAAUCACUGUGACAUGCGGCCUAUUUUUCGGUUUCGACUGUCCUUACCUGGCCACCAAUGUUACCCCAGCCAUACCUGCCAUAGGGGCAGCAUUGUUUAUCUUUGUGAUGGCCACAUUAUUUCGCACCAGCUUCAGUGAUCCAGGGGUCAUCCCUAGGGCAACUCCAGAUGAAGCUGCUGACACGGAGAAACAAAUUGAAAUCCCGAGUUCAACGUCUCCGGGUACCUAUAGGCCACCACCUCGGACUAAAGAGGUGGUCAUCAAAGGUCAAGUAGUCAAGCUUAAGUACUGCUUCACCUGUAAGAUAUUCAGGCCACCUCGGGCCUCCCACUGCAGUCUUUGUGACAAUUGUGUCGAGCGGUUUGACCACCACUGCCCUUGGGUAGGAAACUGUGUGGGCAAAAGGAAUUAUCGCUACUUUUACCUGUUUAUACUGUCACUUUCCAUUCUGUGUAUCUACAUAUUUGCCUGUGUGCUAACACAUUUAAUUUUACGUUCACAAAAAGAUAAUUUCCUCCAUGCAAUGAGGGAUUCUCCAGCUAGUAUCGUAGAGGCCAUUAUAUGUUUCUUCUCCAUCUGGUCUGUGAUUGGCCUCGCAGGCUUCCAUUCUUACUUAGUGUCAUCAGAGCAGACAACCAAUGAAGAUAUCAAAGGAUCCUUCUCUGCUAAAAGGGGCCAAGAAAAUUUCAAUCCUUACAGUCAGGGAUCGAUAUUGAAAAACUGUUUGGUAGUGCUGUGUGGUCCAACACCUCCAAGUUUGCUGGACAGACGAGGCUUUGUGGUGCCAGAAACCACAGAGAUCCACAGUGGACUGAAUGCAUCCACAGGCAAGGAAAGUAAUGCUGUCAAUGUAAAGCAUGAGUAUUAUGGAUCAACUAAUGAAACAAAGACCAGCAAUGUGGGAACAAAUACCAACAGUGUGGGACCAGAACAGGUGUUCCACGGGAGCAGUAACGGAGUGGGUCCUGUCACCAAACAUAGCAUGAUCAGCUACCAAGGACCAGACGGUUCCAUCAACAACAAACUGCCCCCUAUCAAUGGUGGAAAGAAUCCCCUUUGGAAUAUGACUUUGACCCAACUCAAUUACCAUGUUGACGGAAACCUUCCUCCUUUAUAUGGCAAAUAGCUGGUAUUGGUGGAGUCCACCCCAGUCACACGACUGGAGCCUGAACAAGGUCAGCCAGAGUGUACCCAAGAAAUUGACAGUGUACAAACUGUUGUAUACACCUACCCUCAACAGACUGGCUUGAACAGCCAGUGGGACAGCAACAGUAGUGAACAGCAUCUCUUCCACAGCACUAGUAUCAACCAGCCUUCAAUGUAACUCCACCCCAUGUUAGAAUUCCACACCUCUAUCCAGACGUUUACUGGAGUAUACACUGUACUUACUGAAGUCAGCCAGCAUCUGUCUGACCUUCAAUUUAUAACUACUUAACACAUUAUUUGUUAAUGUUUCGGAGAGUGGUAGCCUUGUUAGAAAUAUUUAUCAAAAUCAUGUUCAGAAUGUAUAAGUCUGUUGUCAAAACAACAUUCUCAAUAGUUGAAGGAUUAAUUUUGCUUGAAGCAUUAAAAAAAUCUACUUGUAACAAUAUAUUUCUGAUGUUGUGAGUAUUCUACAUUAAAGUGUACAGUUGCUUCCUUACAUAAUAUAUGUAUCUGUAAGCUUUUACCCUUUGGUGUCUUAUUCCUCGGAAGGAGGGAGGAAUUUACUGAUUUUUUCAUGUAUUACUGUUAAUCUUGUCUUUGGACACCUUGUAAUUUAUUUAUAGAAGUGCAUAUGCAUGUAGUAUGUCAUGUACAUAUUGGAUUCCCCUCUAAAAAGACGUAGCUUCAGUGCUAUUUUUUCUGUAUCGUCUCUACAUGUGACUAUAAUUAUCAUUUACUCAGCAGUAAUUUAUUUUGUCAUAUAUUUAUAACUAUUAGUGAAGAAUGAAAGGAUUUUAACAUAUAUUCACAUAAAAAAACCAUGCAGAUUCACUAAUAUUCUGUCAUAGUUUAAGUUUGAUGUGAUGUUGUUAUUUCAUGGUAGGUAUCUGCAGUUAAAUAUCAGAAUCAUAUUUGUCAGUAAGGGCAACAAUGUGGCCAUGACACACAGAAAAAAUAGGAUGUACAGAAAUGAAUAGUAGUUUAAACAGUUUUUCUACUGAUGAAGGUUGAAUCUAAUAUUGCAAGUUAAUUCAAUACACGUAGAAAAGUGCUUUACAUGACAUAAGGAUUAGUGGUGCAAGGGGAGCUAACUAGAGCUCAACUGUUAUCCAUGACAAAGUAGAUUCUUUGUAUUUCUCAGGGUGAUGUUUCUCCUCAGCUAACAGAUCAGCUAUAAAUUCGAUUUUAAAUUUUUAGAGUUUAUCAAAGAAAUUUGAAAAUAAUAUAACUUCAAAUAUUCAUUUAAUUUUGAUCUUCCUAAAAAACUGUGGCUAAAUUCUUUAUGUACUGGGUCUUCCCAAAAUUUAUUAGUUUACUUUCCCUUAUAAAACAUUUAUUAAGCUGAGAUGCACCAGGACAUCAGAUUGUCAAAAGCUUGCCAACAAGAGUUUCAUGAAUGGCAGGCUUCAGGUUUGAGAAGAUGAACCUAGAUUAUUAACUUCUAGAAAGAUAUAGAUUAUCUUUGUCCCUGAGUUAUUUGGAUCAUUACCAAUUACAAUGUAAUCAAGUCUACCAGAGAAAUGUAGGCCUAGCCAAUUAUGCUCAAAGGGUGAAUGCCUACCUAGGUUGAGUCAUGAGGUUGAAGCCAGAAGAUUUGACUUUUUAAGAAUCAUUGAAAUUUUCCCAUUAGAAUAAAUGUGAUUCUGAUUUUUUUCACAGGUCACAUUUUAUUAUUUCAAAAUUGACAUCCAAGUGUGGUCUGUUAUAUGCUUUUC
Ylistrum balloti is the source of this 3154-nucleotide messenger RNA. Its product is annotated as palmitoyltransferase ZDHHC14-like. Gene Ontology annotation, cellular component: endoplasmic reticulum; Golgi apparatus. The record is from RefSeq and is a predicted model, not a curated record. NCBI's taxonomy places the organism in Eukaryota, Metazoa, Mollusca, Bivalvia, Pectinida, Pectinidae. Gene Ontology annotation, biological process: peptidyl-L-cysteine S-palmitoylation; protein targeting to membrane. Gene Ontology annotation, molecular function: protein-cysteine S-palmitoyltransferase activity. Bases 115 to 1419 code for a protein of 434 amino acids. The transcript is spliced from 12 exons.